This is a messenger RNA of Leptinotarsa decemlineata (Colorado potato beetle), 2934 nucleotides long. It is a transcript of the gene Mnn1, whose product is annotated as Menin 1. The record is from RefSeq and is a predicted model, not a curated record. Gene Ontology annotation, biological process: negative regulation of cell cycle; regulation of transcription by RNA polymerase II; negative regulation of cell population proliferation. Lineage: Eukaryota; Metazoa; Arthropoda; Insecta; Coleoptera; Chrysomelidae. Gene Ontology annotation, cellular component: histone methyltransferase complex; chromatin; nucleus. Gene Ontology annotation, molecular function: transcription cis-regulatory region binding; Y-form DNA binding; chromatin binding.
GUUAAAUUGACAGGAUAAUGUUUGGCAUUAGACAGUUGAUAAUUGAAAUGUAAUUCGACAUGGCUGGUAUAAGAGAUGUUGACAAAGCUUUCUUUCCUAUAAAAAGCAUCAAUACAGUGAUAGAUUUAUUCAGAAAUCAGUUAGAAAAUGUCCGUGAACCGGAUCUCGCGCUGCUAUCAAUUGUAACGGGCGUAAUCGAAAAUUCACUGACUAGCCGGUCCAAUGCCGCUCUCCAAGUUUGCGAACCAGUGGAACCAAAUAGCUUACCUGUAUUGGAAAUCGAAACGGUCGAAAUAUUUUACAACAAGUUUCGAAAUAUCAUGCUUAAUGCCGUCGAACCGAACAAAAGUAAUUCUUUUGCUACUCGUGAACUAGUAAAGAAGGUGUCUGAUGUUAUUUGGAAUUCUUUAACAAGAAGCUAUUACAAAGACAGGGCUCACUUGCAAAGCUUGUAUAGUUACUUAAGUGGUAGUAAACUGGACUGUUUUGGGGUGGCAUUUGCGGUCGUAGCAGGUUGUCAAACCUUGGGAUAUAAUGACGUACAUUUAGCUUUAUCCGAGGACCAUGCUUGGGUCGUUUUUGGGGAAAAUGGUACAGAUACGGCAGAAGUCACGUGGCACGGUAAAGGAAACGAAGACAAGAGGGGACAGGAAAUUGGAAAAGGCGUUUCUGCAAGAUCAUGGCUAUAUGUAAACAACAAACCUGUUGUAUGCUCUCGCCAUAUGGAGGUUGCGGCUUUGGUAUCUGCUAUAAAUCCGUCUCUUAAUUCAACGCACGAUGCAUAUGAGGUAUCGUUAUUGCAACAAGAGCUCCUGUGGCUCUUGUAUGACUUGGGUCACUUGAAAAAAUAUCCAAUGGCAAUAGGAAAUUUGGGAGAUUUGGAGGAAAUAUCUGCUACAAAUGGAAAGGUUCCAUGCAGAGCUUUGUUUGAAGAGGCCAUAUCUUCAGCUAGGACUUACUAUAAAAAUCAGCAUGUGUAUCCGUACACAUAUCAAGGUGGAUAUUUUUAUAGAAACAAAAUGUAUGAAGAUGCUUUCGAAAGUUGGGCCAAUGCUAGUGAUGUUAUAAGACUAUACAACUAUUCCAGGGAUGAUGAAGAAAUAUACAAAGAAUUUUUGGAAAUUGCUAAUGAAUUGAUACCUCACAUAAUGAAAGUUGAAAGUUCUGGAUUUCAUGCUAACACAAUUUUGAAAAAACCGAAAUGUUUUGCUGAUCUUCUUCGAUUUUACGAUGGCAUAUGUCAGUGGGAGGAAGGUAGUGCAACUCCUGUUCUGCACAUCGGUUGGGCAAAACCUCUUGUCAUCACCAUAUCUAAGUUCGAUGCAGAUGUAAGAGCACAGGUCCACAUCGUGUGUGAUAAAUCUGAAGAGGAUAAAUUGCUGAAGAAGAACGGUACUUAUUUCAACAAUAACAAUAAUAAUUAUGAAAAAGAAAAUGGUGCAGGGCAUGGCGAUUAUGGGACUGUGAAGCCCAUAGAACAGUCCACUUCGAAUUUUCAUCCAAGCAUCGAGGCGUUGACCGCAGGAUGUUCUGAAAAAAUUCUGAAUCCGGAGUAUCUGCUACAAGGAGAUGGAUCACCUUUUAUGGGAGGGGAGUUCCCUUCUGCGUCGAAGAUUUUGGAAAGCGGAGAAAAAGUAAAUGUAGGACCGAGUACUUCCAAAGUUGAGGGACAUGAAGAAACUGAGAAGGAAAACUCUAAAACAGAAGACAGGCGACCGACUGUCAUUUUACGUAGUCAGAAGAUGAAAGAGCUGAAAGAUUUACUUUUGGCAGAAAAAUUGAACACUCACGCUAUAUCACUACAUUUAACUGCACAAUCUCAGGUACAGGUAGGUAAAAAGGGCAGGGGGGAUGGCGAUCACAUCAGACCCAAAAGGGCAAGAAGAGAAUAAUUCUGAUAAUCACAUGAAAAAUAUGGUAGAUACUUAAAUCAACUUUGAUGCAGGGCAUUAAUGUUAAUUAAUAUGGUCGCUGGAUUCGACAGAAAGCAAUCUUUCAUAUUAUAUGAAAAUAGAGAAAACACUUCUUUUGUGAAUUCACUUCAUUGUCAGCAAAAAAGUUGCCAUGUCUUUUUUGUAUGUUAAAGGAGAGAGUAACCAGAAUUUAAUCAGGGUAGAAAGUUUGUAAGUUAUAUUAUUAAAAUGACCUGGUAAUUAGUAAUAACUUGUGUUACUACUGAACACAAUCUAAUGGAAUUAUAUUUCAAGUAGCAUCAAAUGAAGUGAAUACAAUAGUUUUUUAGUAUGAACUAAUCCUUUUCCUUUCGUCAUAAGAUGUGAUUGCACUUAAUUUUUAACCUUGCCAUUUUAGCUUUUACUGACAUUUUAACAAUGAUACAAACAGUAUUAUAUUUUGAAGAACUGACAAAAUAUCUUCUAAUUAUCUUAUGUUUUUUUCACUCCUCUGAGUAAUGAAUGUAUUAUGAAUAUUUGAAAUGAAGAGUUGUGCAACAAAAUUGGGAGAAAAUGUUUCAAUGGAUUUUUUUAAGAUUUAACGGAUUUUUUUUCAAUAAAACAACAAAGCUUUCAGAAAAGUAAAUGAUUUUAACUUCAAAAAUAUGUAUUGUUAAACCUUUAAAGUUCAAUAAACUCACCUACCUAAUUUUGAUUUCAAAAUUAGAAGCAUAAUUAAAAACAUGAUGGACUUAUUGUAACACAACUAGUCCCAAGAGUUUUUGCUUUAUAAAGCUUUUUUAUCUAAGAAACAAGUGCACCUUGUUCUAGAUUUUAAUCCAUUUCGGAGUUUUUGUUAAGACAUUCCUUGUGAUGUGAUUGUUUAAUUUUAGGUUGUUGAUGCAUUUCAUUGCAUAUAGAUAUUUUAUAGUAUGCAUAAUAUUUUGAAACUUUUGACUGAUUUUCGAUCAUAUUCAAGACGGGAAUAUGUGGCCUAUGAAAUUUCACUUGAUGCUUAUUUUGCUGUCAGAUUUGGGUUUUA